AUGAGUAUGUUCCCUCUACACAAACAAGUUCCAUUAAGCUCUCUCUACCUCUACAAACUCCUUCCAUCAUUUUUCUCCAUAUUGUCCUCUUGCUUAUCUGCAGUCCGUGUCGUGCCGACACCGCCAUAUUUUUCAUCAUCAACCAACAUUAUUUAUUCCACCAUCAUGUCCGAUCAGGCCAGCGAUCCUUAUAUGUAUGAUGACGACUCGCUGAGCAUCACCCCAGAGGACUGUUGGACUGUGAUCUCUUCGUUUUUUCAGGAAAAAGGUUUGGUUUCCCAACAACUCGAUUCUUUUGAUGAAUUCAUCGAGUCAACAAUUCAGGAAUUGGUGUGGGAAGAUUCCCGUUUGAUCUUGGACCAGCCUGCGCAGCAUACAUCGGAGGAGGACCACGAAAACCGGCGUUAUGAAAUCACAUUUGGCAAAAUUUACAUCUCCAAACCCACCCAGACCGAAGGCGAUGGUACCACUCAUCCAAUGUUUCCUCAGGAGGCGAGGUUAAGAAACUUGACUUAUUCGUCUCCAUUGUAUGUGGAUAUGACGAAGCGAGUGUUGAAGUCCGAUGACAACGCUGGAAAUGAACAUGAGCUUGAAUGGAUUGAAGAGGAAAUCAAGGACGAAGAACCGCUGACUAAAGUGUAUUUGGGUAAGGUUCCCAUAAUGUUGCGGUCCAAAUUUUGUAUGCUUCGUGAUUUGGGAGAGCAUGAGUUCUACGAGUUGAAGGAAUGUCCCUAUGAUAUGGGUGGAUACUUUGUCAUCAAUGGUUCUGAAAAAGUGUUGAUUGCUCAAGAGAGAAGUGCAGCCAAUAUUGUCCAGGUUUUCAAGAAGGCGGCACCUUCUCCUAUUUCUCACGUUGCGGAAAUCCGCUCGGCUCUCGAACGUGGUUCCAGAUUGAUUUCGUCGAUGCAAAUUAAGCUUUAUGGCCGUGAAGAAAAGAGCACAUCGAACCGUACAAUUAAGGCAACUUUACCAUAUAUCAAGGAGGAUAUCCCCAUAGUGAUAGUAUUCAGAGCAUUGGGUAUUGUGCCUGAUGGUGACAUUCUCGAGCACAUUUGUUACGAUGCAAAUGACUGGCAGAUGUUGGAGAUGUUAAAGCCUUGUGUAGAGGAAGGUUUCGUGAUUCAAGAACGUGAAGUCGCUCUCGAUUUCAUUGGAAGAAGAGGUGCUUUGGGUAUCAAGAGGGAAAAACGUAUUCAGUACGCAAAGGAUAUUUUGCAAAAAGAAUUGUUGCCCAAUAUUACUCAAGAUGAAGGAUUUGAAACUAGAAAGGCAUUCUUUUUGGGAUACAUGGUAAACAGACUUCUUCUUUGUGCGUUGGAACGUAAGGAACCCGAUGACAGAGAUCACUUUGGUAAAAAGAGAUUGGACUUGGCUGGACCAUUGUUGGCUAGUUUGUUCAGAAUUCUUUUCAAGAAACUCACAAAAGAUAUCUACAAUUACAUGCAGCGUUGUGUUGAAAACGACAAGGUAUUUAAUUUGACUCUAGCAGUCAAGUCACAAACUAUAACCGAUGGUUUAAGGUACUCUUUGGCUACUGGUAACUGGGGAGAACAAAAGAAAGCGAUGAGUUCCCGUGCGGGUGUGUCUCAAGUGUUGAACAGAUACACUUAUUCGUCCACGUUAUCGCACUUGCGUAGAACCAAUACUCCUAUUGGUCGUGACGGUAAGAUUGCCAAGCCUAGACAGCUUCAUAAUACUCAUUGGGGUCUUGUUUGCCCAGCUGAAACUCCUGAAGGUCAAGCGUGUGGAUUGGUCAAGAAUUUGUCCUUGAUGUCUUGUAUAUCCGUUGGUACACCUUCCGAGCCAAUCUUAUAUUUCCUUGAGGAAUGGGGUAUGGAACCUUUGGAGGACUAUGUUCCUUCCAAUUCCCCAGACUCUACUCGUGUGUUUGUGAACGGUGUGUGGGUAGGAACCCAUCGUGAACCCGCACACUUGGUAGACACUAUGAGGAGCUUGAGAAGAAGAGGUGAUAUUUCGCCAGAAGUUUCUAUUAUCAGAGAUAUUCGUGAAAAAGAAUUUAAGAUUUUCACGGAUGCCGGUCGUGUUUACAGACCACUUUUCAUCGUCGAUGAUGAUCCCGAAUCUGAAACCAAAGGUGAGUUGAAGUUGCAAAAAGAACAUAUUCACAAAUUACUCAAUGCCGAGUACAGCGAAGAAUAUGCCACCAAUGAGUUUGGCGAAGAAGAAGGUCCAUAUGGAUGGUCUUCUUUGGUCAACGAUGGAGUGGUGGAAUACGUGGAUGCGGAAGAAGAAGAGACUAUUAUGAUUGCCAUGACCCCUGAAGAUUUGGAGGCAAGUAAGAGCUCUCUUACUGCAACUCAGCAAAAAUCAUUGCAGUUGGAAGAGCAAGAACUUGACCCCGCCAAGCGUAUCAAGCCAACGAACAGCAGUACGACGAGUACAUUCACCCAUUGUGAAAUUCAUCCUUCUAUGAUUCUUGGAGUUGCAGCAUCCAUUAUUCCUUUCCCAGACCAUAACCAAUCCCCUCGUAAUACCUAUCAAUCGGCUAUGGGUAAGCAAGCCAUGGGUGUGUUCUUGACUAAUUAUUCCGUGAGAAUGGAUACCAUGGCCAAUAUUUUAUAUUACCCCCAGAAGCCUUUGGCCACAACAAGAGCUAUGGAGCAUUUGAAAUUCCGUGAAUUGCCUGCCGGUCAGAAUGCUAUUGUUGCUAUCGCAUGUUAUUCUGGUUACAACCAAGAAGAUUCUAUGAUUAUGAACCAGUCUUCGAUUGACCGAGGAUUGUUCAGAUCUUUGUUCUUCAGAACUUACAUGGAUCUUGAAAAGAGACAAGGUAUGAAGGCCCUUGAGACUUUUGAAAAGCCACUGAGGUCAGAUACUUUGAGGUUGAAGCACGGAACUUAUGAAAAGUUGGACGACGACGGAUUAAUUGCUCCAGGUAUCAGAGUGAGCGGAGAAGAUAUUAUAAUUGGAAAGACUACUCCCAUCCCUCCAGAUACUGAAGAAUUGGGUCAAAGAACUCAAUACCAUACCAAGAGAGAUGCCUCCACACCUUUAAGAAGUACUGAAUCUGGUAUUGUCGAUCAAGUGUUGUUAACCACCAAUGGUGACGGAGCCAAGUUUGUCAAGGUUAGAAUGAGAACCACAAAGGUGCCUCAGAUUGGUGACAAGUUUGCAUCUAGACAUGGACAAAAGGGUACAGUGGGUGUAACUUACCGUCAUGAAGAUAUGCCUUUCACAAGUCAAGGUAUCGUCCCUGAUCUUAUUAUUAAUCCCCAUGCUAUUCCAUCUCGAAUGACAGUUGCACAUUUAAUCGAAUGUUUGUUGUCAAAGGUUUCUUCGUUGUCUGGUUUGGAGGGAGAUGCUUCACCGUUUACUGAUGUCACUGCCGAGGCGGUUUCCAAACUUUUGCGUGAACAUGGCUACCAAUCCAGAGGAUUCGAAGUUAUGUACCAUGGACACACAGGAAAGAAGUUGAUGGCACAAGUCUUCUUUGGUCCAACGUAUUAUCAGAGAUUGAGACAUAUGGUGGAUGAUAAGAUUCAUGCUAGAGCAAGAGGACCAGUUCAAGUAUUGACCAGACAGCCAGUGGAAGGUCGGUCUAGAGAUGGUGGUUUGAGAUUCGGAGAGAUGGAAAGAGAUUGUAUGAUUGCCCAUGGAGCAGCCGGAUUUUUGAAGGAGAGAUUGAUGGAGGCCUCAGAUGCGUUUAGAGUGCAUGUUUGUGGGGUGUGUGGAUUGAUGAGUGUGAUUGCAAACUUGAAGAAGAACCAAUUCGAGUGUCGGUCAUGUAAGAACAAGACUAACAUCUACCAGAUCCAUAUUCCUUAUGCAGCCAAGCUUUUGUUCCAAGAGUUGAUGGCAAUGAACAUUUCGCCGAGGUUAUACACCGAGAGAAGUGGAGUUAGUGUGAGAACAUAA
Meyerozyma guilliermondii ATCC 6260 is the source of this 3876-nucleotide messenger RNA. Its product is annotated as DNA-directed RNA polymerase II subunit RPB2. The coding region runs from base 1 to 3876 and encodes 1291 amino acids. Gene Ontology annotation, cellular component: RNA polymerase II, core complex. Gene Ontology annotation, biological process: DNA-templated transcription. NCBI's taxonomy places the organism in Eukaryota, Fungi, Ascomycota, Pichiomycetes, Serinales, Debaryomycetaceae. The record is from RefSeq and is a predicted model, not a curated record. Gene Ontology annotation, molecular function: DNA-directed RNA polymerase activity; ribonucleoside binding; DNA binding. The transcript has a single exon.